CUUUGCACCUUGAGAGGUAUCUGCUCACACCUCAUCGAAGUUGGGAUGAAGACGAAGAAGUACUAGACUGACUACAAGAGAUAAGGCGGCCUCUUCUUUUCCACAAUAUUCUUGCAGUCGAAGAUGGAGGUGAAGUGGAGGUUGGUACUGACCGUGACUUGGUCUAUCUUGGCUGGGUUUGCAAUGACCGCUAUCCCUGGACCAAAAGCCGCCAGGUACCCAGAUUACAUCGUGGACUCAAAGAUCGCCUGUACUGAAGAGGGCGUUUUUCCCCAUCCAAGGAACUGCAGUUGGUAUUACAGGUGCGUCGAUCGAAUGAAACUCGGAUUUUACCAUAUUUACUACUUUGAAUGCGAGCCUGGAACAGUAUUCGAUGACAGACUGGAUCAGUGCAUAUUCCCCGUCAAUGCUGCAGAUUAUUGUGGCUCUGGUCAUGUUAUGACAACGAUUAUUAUUGAGGCGUCGACUGAGUUUGUAUUGAUGCCCGUGAAUACAAUUCCUUUAGGCCCAACUACAAUCAUCAGUUACGUCCCAUCUACAAUAGUACUAACGGCCCCUCCGACAACUGUCAUCGUCCCUUCUGUACUUUCGACCGUUAUCCAAGGACAGAUUAGUACUGUUAUCCCUCAGUCAACUACAGAUGUUUGCACCACAGUCAUCAUAGGACAUGUUACAAGUAUAGUUCAUAGUUCUGUCUACACAAACUCGCUACCCCCGCUAACAAUAACUGGUCAAGUGCCAUCGAAAACAAUGAUCACAGCACUUCCUACAACAAUUAUCGCCCUACCCAUCUCAACUGUUGUUCCUGGACAAGUAACGACUAUAUACCCAUACCCACUGCAUCCUGUCACGACAGUGAUUAUAGGAAUGUUCGCGACAGUUUUCACAAAACCAUAUGACACAGCUGCUUUGCCACCAACGACCAUCACAAGUCAGGUAUUAUCUAUAACAGAAUUAACAGGUCCAGCUACAACUGUCAUAGCUCCGUCAACUCUAAGUAUGAUUAUUCCGGGCCAGAUUACAACGGUUUACCCACCUAAAAUUGUGACAGUCUCAACAACAGUUAUUGUGGGACAGUAUACAACUGUAGUAGCUACUUCAGUCAAAACUACUCCUCCACAUCCAGCUACUGAGUUUAGUCAAGUGGAGAAAACAACAUUAAUCCUAGGAUUGCCUACAACUGUCAUAGCACCUCCAACUUUAUCUACGAUUAUUCAAGGGCAAAUUACAACAAUUCUUCCUAUUCCACCCGAAAAGCCUACGAGUGUCACAUUCCCUGCUACUGCUGCAGUUUCUGCACCUUCCAAACCAACCACUUGCCAGCAUUUAACAACAAUUGUGUCUACAUGUAAACCAACUACAGUUACAGUAACACAGACAAUAUCAUCAGCUAUUUCUGGGGGAAUCAUCACAGAAUUUCCAAGUUCAAAUGAGAAAUUUACAACUGUAAUCACAGGAACAUCAACUAAUGUUAUGUUUUACCCUGUUGCUACGGUUUCCUCACCUCCAAUAAUUGUGACAAGUCUAAUUUCGACUAUGGUAAUAUUAACAGGCCUACCAACGACUGUUAUAGCAUCUCCGACAUUGUCCACAGUUAUUCCUGGCAAAAUCACCACAGUUGUUCCUUAUCCACUAGUAACCACUACAACUAUGAUAAUUGGAUCAGCAACAUAUAUCGUGUCAAAACCUGUAGCUACGGGUAUUCUCUCUCCUUUAACUAUCACAAGCAACGUGCCAACUCAGAUGAUGGUUAUUGGACUUCCAACCACCGUUUUAUCUUCACCUACAUUGUCAACAGUUAUACCAGGACAAACAACAACACUUGUACCUUUUCCUCAAGCAUCGCUGACAACUGUAGUUAGUGGAACAGCAGUAGAAAUUGUAACAAUGCCAGUUCCUACAACUUCAUUAUUACCGAUAACUGUAACAAGCAAGGUUUCAGCAAUGACCGUAUUAACAGGGCUGCCUAUAACUAUUUUGACAUCACCAGCCUGGUCUACAGUCAUUCCAGGACAGACCACUACAGUUCUUCCUUAUCCUCAAGCAACACUCACAACUCUGGUAAUUGGACCAGCAACACAGGUUGUUUCAAGUCAAGUGACAACAACAGGUUUAUCCCCAAUAACAAUCACAAGCCAAAUUCAGCAUAUGCAAGUAAUAACUGGUUUCCCUACAACAAUUCUGGCACCACCAACAAUGUCAAAGGUUAUUCAAGGCCAAAUUACUACUGUGGUUCCUUAUCCACAACCAACAGUUACAACAGUGAUAAUUGGAACUUCAACAAAUGUUGUUGCAAACCCAGUUGCUACCAUACCAUUACUUCCAAUAACUAUUACAAGUCAGGUCCCACAUAUGACAGUCUUGACAGGGUUACCCUCAACUGUUGUGGCAACACCAAUACUAUCUACAGUUUUGCUAGGGCAGAUUACCACUGUGGUGCCUUACCCACAAGUAACAAUUACAACUGUGAUAGUUGGGAAAGCAACAACUGUAGUGUCAUACCCAUUCCCUACAACUGCCUUACCCCCUAUGACUAUCACAGGUCAGGUUCCAGCAAUGACAUCACAGACAGGUUUGCCCACUACUAUACUAGCACUGGGAACAAAACCUACAGUAGUUCCAGGACAAGUAACCACUUUUCUGCCUUAUCCUCAGGGGACAGAGACAACGAUGAUAAUUGGUACAGCAACAAAUAUAGUUUCAAAUCCUGUUGCUACAGUACCUUCACCUCCAAUAACUAUUACAAGUCAGGUCUCCUUACCAACAAUAUCAACAGGCCCACCAACAACUGUCAUUGCAUCACCAACAUUAUUCACUGUUAUUCCUGGACAAACUACUACUAUUGUUCCUUACCCACCAGCAACACUUACAACAGUGAUUACUGGAAAGACAACUAAUGUUGUAGCAAAACCAGUUGCUACAGUACCUUCACAUCCCAUAACUAUAACAAGUGAUGUUCCAGUAAAAACUGUAUUGACAGGUUUACCAGUUACCAUCUUAGCACUACCAACUUUGUCUACUGUUAUUCCAGGUCACACUACUUCUGUUUUUCCUAUUCCUCAAGCAACUGUUACAACUGUGGUCAUUGGAGCAGCAACAACAGUAGACCCAAAGCCAGUUGCUACAGCAGCUUUACCCGCAAUAACUAUUACAAGUCCAGUUCAAGAACUCACUGUACUGACUGGAUUGCCUACAACUGUCAUUGCAUCACCAGCAUUGUCAACUGUUAUUCCUGGGCAAACUACUACUGUCAUUCCAUAUCCUCAAGGAACAGAUACAACUUUGAUCAUAGGAAAGGCAACAAAUGUUGUUGCAACACCAGUUCCCACAGUUGCACUACCUCCAGUUAUCUUCACUAGUCAGGUUACGUCAAUGACAGUAGUUACAGGUCCACCAACAACUGUUAUAGCAUCGCCUUCACUGUCAACAAGUCUUCCAGGGCAAACAACAACUAUUGUUCCUUAUCCAGAUGCAACAGUUACAACUGUAAUCAUUGGGAGAGCAACCAGUGUUAUUUCAUACCCAAUCGCUACAACUACUUUACCCCCAAUGACUAUUACAAGCAAAGUUUCAGUAAUGACAGUACUAACUGGUCUGCCUACGACUCUCAUGGCAUCACCGACAUGGUCUACUGUCAUCCCAGGACAGACUACUACAGUUCUUCCUUAUCCACAGCCAACAAUUACAACUGUCAUAGUUGGAGCAGCAACAAAUGUUGUUUCAAAUCCGGUGGCAACUGUACCAUUACCACCUCUAAUUGUCACAAGCCAGGUUCUUUCGAUGACCAUAAUAACUGGGCUACCUACAACAGUUUCAGCAUCACCAACCUUGUCAACAGUUCUUUUAGGGCAAACUACAACCGUUGUUCCUUAUCCACCAGCAUCAGUUACAACUGUGAUGAUUGGUACAGCAACACAGAUCGUUUCAAAUCCAGUUGCUAUGGUUGCCUUACCAGCAAUAACUGUCACGAGUCAAGUCCCAGCAAUGACAGUAACAACAGGUUUACCUUCAACUGUGGUAGCAUCACCGACUUUGUCCAUGGUUAUUCAAGGGCAAAUCACUACAAUUUUACCUUAUCCACAUGCAGCAGUUACAACUGUAAUAAUUGGAACAGCAACAAACAUAUUAUCAGCACCAGUUGCUACAGUAGCUUUACUUCCGAUGACUAUCACAAGUCAAGUUUCUGUAAUAACAACAACAGUUGGAUUACCUACAACUGUAAUAGUGUCACCAACAUUGACGACAAUUAUUCCGGGACAAACCACAACUAUUGUUCCUUAUCCACAGGCAACAGUUACUACAGUAAUCAUUGGAACAACAACUAAUGUUGUUUCAGGUCCAUUUGCAACAACAGCUUUACCACCCAUCAUAAUCACAAGCCUAGUUCCUUCAAUGACUAUACAAACAGGUUCACCUACAACUGUAAUAGCAUCACCAACAGUGUCUACAAUCAUUCCAGGACAUAUCACCACUGUUGUUCCUUAUCCACAGGCAACUGUUACAACGGUGAUUGUUGGGAAAGCAACAAAUGUUGUUUCAAAUCCAGUUGCUACUACAGCCUUACAGCCAAUAACAAUCACAAGUUUAGUUUCUUCAAUGACAAUAUUAUCAGGCUUACUCACAACUGUGAUAGCUUCGCCAACAUUGUCUACAGUUAUCCUUGGGCAAAUCACCACUGUUGUUCCUUAUCCACAAGCAACAAUUACUACAGUGAUCAUUGGUACAACAACUAAUGUCGUUGCAAAACCAGUUGCUACUGUUGCUUUACAGCCAAUAACAGUUACUAGUUUAGUUCCUUCAAUGAUAGUGUCAACUGGUUUACCUACAACUGUUAUAGUAUCACCUACAUUAUCUACUGUUGUUCUUGGCCAAAUCACCACUGUUGUUCCCUAUCCACAGGCAACAGUCACUACAGUGAUCAUUGGGACAGCAACUAAAAUUGUUUCACAACCAGUUGCCACUAUAGCCUUACAGCCAAUAACAAUCACAAGUCUAGUUCCUUCAACAACUAUAUUAGCAGGCUUACCUACAACUGUGAUUGCAUUACCAACGUUGUCUACAAUAAUCCCAGGCCAGAUCACUACAGUUGUUCCUUAUCCACAGGCAACAGUUACCACAGUGAUCAUUGGGACAGCAACUAAUGUCGUAUCAAAACCAGUUGCCACUACAGCUUUACAACCAGUAACAAUCACAAGUCUAGUUCCUUCAACAACAGUGUUGGUAGGAUUACCUACAACUGUGAUAGCAUUGCCAACAUUGUCCACAGUUGUCCCCGGGCAAAGUACAAUUGUUGUUCCUUAUCCACAGGCAACAGUUACUACUGUGAUCAUUGGAACUGCAACUAAUGUCAUUUCAAAACCAGUUGCUACCAUAGCCUUACAACCAAUAACAAUCACAAGUCUAGUUCCUUCAACAACAGUGUUGGUAGGAUUACCUACAACUGUGAUAGCAUUGCCAACAUUGUCCACAGUUGUCCCCGGGCAAAGUACCAUUGUUGUUCCUUAUCCACAGGCAACAGUUACUACUGUGAUCAUUGGAACUGCAACUAAUGUCGUUUCAAAACCAGUUGCUACCAUAGCCUUACAGCCAAUAACAAUCACAAGUCUAGUUCCUUCAACAACAGUGUUGGUAGGAUUACCUACAACUGUUAUAGCAUCACCAACAUUGUCCACAGUUGUUCCAGGACAAAGUACAAUUGUUGUUCCUUAUCCACAGGCAACAGUUACCACAGUGAUCAUUGGGACAGCAACUAAUGUCGUAUCAAAACCAGUUGCCACUAUAGCUUUACAACCAGUAACAAUCACAAGUCUAGUUCCUUCAACAACAGUGUUGAUAGGAUUACCUACAACUGUGAUAGCAUCACCAACAUUGUCCACAGUUGUCCCAGGACAAAGUACAAUUGUUGUUCCUUAUCCACAGGCAACAGUUACCACAGUGAUCAUUGGGACAGCAACUAAUGUCGUAUCAAAACCAGUUGCCACUAUAGCUUUACAACCAGUAACAAUCACAAGUCUAGUUCCUUCAACAACAGUGUUGAUAGGAUUACCUACAACUGUGAUAGCAUCACCAACAUUGUCCACAGUUGUCCCAGGACAAAGUACAAUUGUUGUUCCUUAUCCACAGGCAACAGUUACCACAGUGAUCAUUGGGACAGCAACUAAUGUCGUAUCAAAACCAGUUGCCACUAUAGCUUUACAACCAGUAACAAUCACAAGUCUAGUUCCUUCAACAACAGUGUUGGUAGGAUUACCUACAACUGUGAUAGCAUCACCAACAUUGUCCACAGUUGUCCCAGGACAAAGUACCAUUGUUGUUCCUUAUCCACAGGCAACAGUUACUACUGUGAUCAUUGGAACAGCAACAAAUGUGGCUUCAGAACCUGUUGCUACUUUAGCCUUACCUCCUAUAACAAUCACAAGUCAUGUUCCCGUACUUACAGUGUCUACUGGUUUACCUACAACUGUUAUAGCAGCUCCAACAUUAUCAAAGGUCAUUCCUGGUCAGAUCACCACUAUUGUCCCUUAUCCAAAAGCAACAGUGACAACUGUAAUUAUUGGAAAAGCAACAAAUGUCGUCUCCACAUCAGUGAUCACUAGAAGCUUCCCUCCAAUAACAAUCACAACCCAUGUUCCAGAAGUAACUGUAGUGACAGGACUCUAUACCACUAUCAUUUACGAGGAGACCACUAAUAUUGUUCCAGGACAAAUCACCACUUAUGUGCCAGUCCCAAAGCCACAGAUAGUUCCUACUCCCAUUUCCCCUCCCAUAGUUACAACAAGACCCCCACCAUUACCGAUCCAGUGUGAAUUCAGAGAGAAUGACUGUAAAACAUACGAAGUCUGCAUCCCAGCUAAACGGAAUCAUAGUCUCUGUCAUGGAUGCCAUAUAGGAGGGGCAUUCGUUAAAGCCUCAGAUUUAGGGUGCCAAAAUGGACUGAUGUCAAAGCGUGAUCCCAGCGUCUGCAUUCCAGAACCUGAGAAAAGUACCCUUUGUGAUGCAGUGCCUGGUUCAGGAGUCACGGUUGACGAGAUCUUGAACUUCCAGUGCAGUUUUGAGAAGACUCGUCCCAAUGAUGCCUGGAUACAAAAGCGCUUCUGUGACCCCUAUGUGCUGUGUGAUCAAAAGGGUGCUGUCAAGGGCAUAAUAUUCUUGUGUAGGAACUACUACCAGUGCUACAAGAAUUCGUCAGGCGAGUGGGAUUCAGAGCUGAAGAAGUGCCCUGGGGAGGAGCUCUUCAGUUUCAAGGAGGACAAGUGUGUUCCCAAACCGAAAGCUGAGGAACUGUGUUCCGGCCCCAAAAGGACAUCAUACCCGCUUCUUGGGUCACUGUAAAAGCUUCAAUCUUCAAGAAAAGACGACGACAUUCCCUUCCUCGUACUACAGUGAUGAGCUCUUCAGCUGGCUCUUCAUUUAAUCUGUUUAAUUCGGUCAAAAAGAAGUUUUAACGGGGGUUUCACGUAGGCUUGUCUGAAAGGUUCUAUAAUAAUCUUUCUUCUGGUCAAAAUGGCAGGACUGAAAGAAAGAAACUGGCCGAAUCACUGGCUAUGACUUAAAACAAAACCUUUGCCUAGGUAUUUAGGUUUGAAAGCCACAAUGACAACAGGGGGUUAAAAAGGUGAAGAAUUAUCAGGUCAAAAAGAGAAUAUUCGUGCUCUGAGAAGGAACACUUACUGUCGGACACCAGAACUAGUAUUUUCAGGUAAAAGGAGCAAUACUUCACUGCAAAUGAACUAACAAGUUGUCUCAGAACUUAUGAGAAAAAUAGAGGGAAUCAGUUAUAUGGAUCAGUCAAUAAUUCAAUCAGUCGAGUAGUUCAAUCAACUAGCUAUUUAUUUAGUAGUAUACCUAUUUAUUAGGUAGUUUCUGUGUAAACAAUUAUUUAUUUAAUCACAUAUUUAUUCCGUAUUUAUUGUGUAAUUUAUUAGCUAUAUCUAUAUUUAAUUGCUUUACAGAUUGAUAUUUAGCAAGACCUUAUAGAUCCGUCAUUGAAGGAUUUCAAAGUGUAAUCGUCUAUUUAUUUAUUCGUACAUCGACGCAUUUUUUGGUUGAAUACGUAUAUAAUUUAUUUGUCCAAUAUCUAUUUAUUUAAUCGCAUUUAUUCCCUAUUUAUUCCUUAAUUUAUUAGAUACUUAUAUAUUUAAUUGCUUAACUGCUUAGUAUUUAUUUGAAGAGGUAACCGGCAUUUACUGGUUUCUUGAUUUAGUAAGAAAUCGCUUGGAAGCAAAAGUAUUCUUAUAAGCUGAUACGUUUCUCAUGGGCAUGUAAGUUAGUACAAAAUACAUUAAUAAACUGAGAGGAAAACUUGCAAUUAGGACGUAGGUAUUCAUGGGAACUAGAAUUCAUUUUAUGGACAUUGACCUGAAAUUCAUGUGGGUAACAAUAUGUUCAGCGAAAUGCGAUUCUUCAGCUGAAAUAAAAACCAAAAAAUACAGGGUGUCCAUAAAGUCCCAAUGCCAUUACAAGUAUUUAUGGCUUGUAAUGGUACUGGGACUUUAUGGAUACCCUGUAUGAUAUAUGCGGGACCAUAAAAAUGUAAACAUUUGCUUUCUUUUUCAUUCAUUUGGGAUUUUUAAUAUCCUAUAAAAGUUGUAGAAUUAUACGAUUAAAAACAAAUAAGAAUUUGACACUGGUAAAAUCUGACAGUCUCAUUCGAAGGAAAUGUUCAAAACUUUCAGUCAUCAUUAUUAAGAAGAGAACUUGACUUACCCAUCUCUAGAUCAACUGGGGAGCUUGAUAACUUGAUUCAUUAAUUAAUUAUAAAAAUUAAAUGGUUUAUAAAGACGUGGUAAUUAGAAUUAUGCAAGAGUGAUAUGCAUCAGGUAUAUCCACUGAUUAAUGAUCUGAAAUCUUUAAUGUCUGCCAAUAUAGAUCUACGGCUGUUUUAUAUUAAUUAACAUGAAAAUUUUAAUGAAUGGUUUACUGCUUUAUUUUAACUGCAAACGAUCAUUUUUAUUUGCACAGUGCAAAGAGCAGGUCGCCCCACAUUAUAAUUUACCUAAUUUAGUGCCAUUAUAAUUUAUUAUAGAUUAUUUAUUGAUGUUAUCACCACUUUCAUCAUCAUUGUUAUAAUCAUUAACAUAUUGAUUGUUAUUGUUUUAUCAUUCGUUGUUAUUGUUGUGAUAAAAAUAUUACAUAGAGUUUUUAUUGUUCAUGUUAUUUAUUUGUUGUAUUUCAUUGUCUGUUUAACAUCUUAGAAAAAAAUAUAUCAUCUGAAAUCUUUUUAUAGGAAAUAUGGAAUGAAUUUAUUUCUUAAGACUUCCAAACAACUGGACUAAAAAUAGUUUAUUUUGGUAAUAAGAAGGAACUUGCUUACUACAUUUGCCAUAGGACUGGAAUUCCAAAAGCAGAUUCCGUUAUUCUUAUAAGAUUUUCUCAGAAAUUUUAUUGAUAGUAAAUUGUUGUCCUUGAAUUUUUGUCUGUCAUUAUUUGUCAAGCGCUUGGGAAUCAUUUAUUUAUUUAUUCAUUGAAAUAAAAUACAAAAGAUAAAAUAAAAUUGAUCAUUCAAGAUGACGUGGCUUUAUUUCACUAAUGAUGUAACCUUCAGGAAUACUUUUAAUUGUAUUCAUGAGUCUGCGAGUGGUCCACGGAUAUGAUAAACAUAACUGCAUGACGUCAUUGCACAUAUGCGCAUGCGCACUUGUGUUUGUGCCUGCUUUCGUAU
This is a messenger RNA of Macrobrachium nipponense, 9661 nucleotides long. Its product is annotated as mucin-2-like. Gene Ontology annotation, molecular function: chitin binding. The record is from RefSeq and is a predicted model, not a curated record. The coding region runs from base 124 to 7332 and encodes 2402 amino acids. Gene Ontology annotation, cellular component: extracellular region. The transcript is spliced from 7 exons. NCBI's taxonomy places the organism in Eukaryota, Metazoa, Arthropoda, Malacostraca, Decapoda, Palaemonidae.